Neurospora crassa OR74A is the source of this 2209-nucleotide messenger RNA. Its product is annotated as histone acetyltransferase Spt10. Bases 908 to 1627 code for a protein of 239 amino acids. The transcript has 3 exons. Gene Ontology annotation, molecular function: acyltransferase activity, transferring groups other than amino-acyl groups. The record is from RefSeq and is a predicted model, not a curated record. Lineage: Eukaryota; Fungi; Ascomycota; Sordariomycetes; Sordariales; Sordariaceae.
UUUUGUUUUGUUUCCAGUGAGCACAAGCUAUCAUCACGCCGAAUAUUUCAGAACGACGGGGAUUCAACCCAAUCGCUUCUCAGAUUCGCCGCCGCCGUCGCCGCCAUCCGCACCACUCAGCUACACACACGGGGCUGGGCUGGACUGGACUGGAAUCGGGAACCCGUCGUGCUCAGAGCUGCGACGGCGCGUUUAUUCAGUCACGUCAAACACUCACAUGCUUGUCGGUCCCUGUUGCACCUGGACCACCACCAGCAAGGUGACAGGACAGGACAGGCCAAGAAGACUUGCCCGAAGACAGGACAGCGCUGGUGAUUGGUGAUCCAACACUGGUCAUCGGCACACCCUCCGGAGUGUCCACCCAGUCCGUACGGCACGGUACGGUCGGUGCGACCCCCUGGUACCGUUGUUGCCCCCUCCGUAAAUCCCGGGUCGGACCGGGAGAGAGAAUCCGUCCGAGGCUUGGGCUUGCUGGUGGGGCUGAGUGGGUGUGUCACCCCGGGCCUCCGUUUUCGGGCAAAGCAUCGUUACACCCGGCCACCCAACUGCCGGAUCUCGGCCACGGCCACGGUCCCGCUCUUCUGGGCCGACUCCCCAGACGAUAUUCGACGUUAUCGAACUAUCAAACAAUCCAGGUGUCUUCAUUGUCACCUUUACCCCGCCGCGUACAUAUCUAUAUACGGUAUGCUAGGUGGCCCGGUUUCGACGCACUCGUCUUUAAUAUAUCUCUCGCACACUCACUCUCUGGGUUCAUACAACGAGUUUCGUUCCUUGGCUUCAACUAGCCUUAAUUAGUUGUCUCUUGUUCCUAACGUGCGUAUGCUAUAACCUUGGCAUAGCCUUUGACACAACAGGUCUUUUGAGUAUUUCGCGCGUUCAUCUCAAUUGAUUUGGAAAAAAAGACAAGAUGCCAGCCAUCCUUGACGACCCCUCAGCCGGAACGAUUUACCGCGUCUCUGGAGCGGCUCCCUAUCCAGACCCUGCUCAUCCCUCGUUCCCGCCCACCAUUGUCCCUCGCCAUGUGACUCUGCGGGAUCGCCAGACGGUGGCUACCGUCGUCCCCUUUGCCUCACGCCAUCAGGUGCCCAAUUCGCUGCUGCACUAUCUCCAUGAUCAGUUCAACAAGGAAAUCGAGGGUGGUGAUACGUACCCCAUGUUGGACGCCAUGCCCUUCGACAAGUUUGCCGACUACUGGUUCCAAAACUUUGCUGGUGUCAUGCUCCUCGGCCAGAUCGAGCGCGGCGAGGACAUUGUCGACAACAAGAACUGGUCGACAGAGUGCUUGGGCACCUUCUACAUCAAGCCCAACUACCCUGGCCGCAGCAGCCACAUCUGCAAUGCUGGCUUCAUCGUGACGGAUGCCUCCCGUAACCGCGGCGUCGGGCGUCUCAUGGGUGAGACCUACUUGGACUGGGCACCCAAGCUGGGCUACACGUACUCGGUCUUCAACCUCGUGUACGAGACCAACGUGGCGUCGUGCAAGAUCUGGGACGGCUUGGGCUUCAAGCGCAUCGGCCGUGUCAAGGGGGCCGGCAACCUCAAGAGUUACCCCGACCGUCUGGUGGACGCCAUCAUCUUUGGGCGGGACUUGGGCGACGCGGCAGGUAACGAAGAACUUGCUUCGUAGCGCCGCGACUCACUACAAGCUGGUCGACGGUGACAUUCUCAUGCUAAAGGACAAAGAGGUCAUCUCGGACCCGCGCCGCCAGUACGACAUUGCAAGAGAGGUACACAACCAGUCACAUGCGGGCAUCAACAGAACCACGGCCACCAUUGCCGAGCGCUACCACUGGAGUCGUAUCAAGGAGACGGUCUCGGAUGUAAUUAGGAACUGUUCUGAAUGCAAAGAACUGGGAAAGUCGUCAUUGUCAUCCACGUCCCAAGCUCAGCAGCACCAGCACCAACCGUCCUUGUCUAACAUCAUGACCACAACGUCCAGCGGCAUAAAGCGUCCGAAUCUUAGCCCGCCCGUUGGGGCCAGCAGCUCCAAGCGAUCAUCGCCCAUUCCAUCUCCUGGGUUUGCUCCGGCGGGUCAUACUGUCACCAUAGCCGAUCAGCCCAGGACGUACUCCAUACCUGCCUUGCCGCCCGAGCCACCAUCUCACAUAGAUCCCUAUGCUGCCUCCUCAUCGCAUCACUAUAACCAAAGCCAUCCGCAUUUUACUGAUGCCAGCGGUCACCAAAUCUCCAUCUUGACUUCCCCUUCCCC